Messenger RNA from Anarrhichthys ocellatus (wolf-eel), 2967 nucleotides. RefSeq names its product peptidylprolyl isomerase G (cyclophilin G) (gene ppig). Lineage: Eukaryota; Metazoa; Chordata; Actinopteri; Perciformes; Anarhichadidae. Gene Ontology annotation, molecular function: cyclosporin A binding; peptidyl-prolyl cis-trans isomerase activity. The coding region runs from base 240 to 2363 and encodes 707 amino acids. Gene Ontology annotation, cellular component: cytoplasm; mitochondrion. Gene Ontology annotation, biological process: protein peptidyl-prolyl isomerization; protein folding. The transcript has 13 exons. The record is from RefSeq and is a predicted model, not a curated record.
AAGUUGUACCUGACAAGUGAAGUUCAGGGCAAUCUAUUCUCCAUUUCCUUCAUAGUUACGUGCCCGACUGCGUUCACUGUCGCACGACUCUUGAAAUACAUUGACGUCCGUCUCGCGCCAUCUUUAGAAAACAGUGAACCCAACACUGAAUGAAAGUUAAUUUUCGUCGUUUGUGAGAGCAGCUCGCCGUAUGGAGUGAUACCGUUCUGUUUCCAGGUGUUUGAUCAGUAGACGUGAUCAUGGGGAUCAAAGUUCAGCGCACUCGGUGCUUUCUUGACAUUGGCAUCAGUAACGUGCUCGUCGGCAGAGUUGUGGUUGAAUUGUUUUCAGAUGUCUGUCCCAAAACAUGUGAAAACUUCAGAUGCCUUUGCACAGGUGAAAAAGGCGUUGGCAAAGGAACUAUGAAGCCCCUGCACUACAAAGGAUGUCUGUUCCAUCGAGUUGUAAAAGACUUCAUGAUUCAAGGAGGAGACUUCAGCGAAGGUAAUGGAAAAGGAGGAGAAUCCAUCUAUGGAGGCUUUUUUGAAGAUGAAAGCUUCGCUGUUAAACACAACAAGGACUACCUGCUGUCUAUGGCCAAUAGGGGCAAAGAUACCAAUGGAUCACAGUUUUUCAUAACAACAAAACCUUCACCACAUCUGGAUGGUGUCCAUGUGGUUUUUGGUCAUGUGAUUUCUGGCCAAGAGGUUGUUCAAACCAUGGAGAACCAGAAAACGGAUCCCAAUAGCAGACCGUAUGCUGACGUGAAAGUCUUGAACUGUGGAGAGCUCAUCCCUAAAUCUAAAGCAAAGAAAGAUGAAAAAAAGAAAGAGCGAGCCUCUUCCAGUUCCAGCAGUAGCUCCAGCGACUCCGAGAGCUCCUCACAGUCCUCCUCUGAUUCUGAGGAAUCGAAGAAGAGGAAAAAGAAGGCGAAAAAGCUAAAGAAGAAACAGAAGAAGAAGAAGAAGGAAAAGAAAAGGUCAGAGGCUGAAAGUGCUGAAGAGAAGGAACAAGAAGAGUUGGUUACAUCUACUGUGCGUCCUGAAGACAUUCCACCCAUCCCAGAGAAUCGCUUCCUCAUGAGGAGGAGUCCCCAGGCGGUCCAGAAGUCAAAGGAGGAGGCUGAAAAGGCUCAGCCGAGUAAAGAGGAGAGGCCUAGAGAGCGUGCUGGCACAACAUAUAAUUCUCAGUCAUCGUAUCACAGAAGACUGGUGAUGACACGAUCCGGGAGGAAGAUAAAAGGCAGGGGUCCAAGGCGCUAUCGGACUCCGUCUCGUUCAAGGUCCAGAGAUGGUUUUCGGCGCAGUGAAACCCCCCCACACUGGCGUCAGGAGCUGCAGCGUCAGAGGAUGAGGGCCGUCACCGGAGAGCGCUGGAUUAAGGGUGACAAAGGGGACAUGAGUGAGGCCAAGGACGAGGCCGCUAAAGCUCCAAGAAGAGAGAAGCGAACCUCGGACACAAAGCACGAACGCACAGCUGAGGGUAAAAAAGACAAGAAAACUCGGUCGCGUAGAUCCAAAAGCAAAGAGGACGACACUGUUGAGAAGGAUGAGAAGCAGAGCAAACACAAGGCUAAGAAAAGAGAUAAAUCUCAAAGCCGCAGCAAGAGCAGAGAAAAGAGUAGGAGGUCAAAAAGCAGGGAGAAGGGUCACAAGCACAAAAGUGAUGAGAGAAAAGGUCGCUCAAAGAGCAAAGACAAAAAUGAUAACAAGAAAGAAAAGGAGUCAGAGUCUGAUCACAGUAAAGAUAGAAAUAAGGGUCAUGAGUCUGACAAAAAGCAGAAAGAGGACACCAAAGGAAGAAAUGGUGAGAGAACGAGGACAAAGUCACAAAGCAAGGAAAAACCAACUGUAAAAGAUGGCCACAGAUCAAGUAGCAGGAACAGGGAUAGGAGCGGAGCGGCAGGGUCCAAAGACAAAGAAGAAAAACGGGGAAAAGAGCGAGAGAGGGGCAGAGAACGCAGCAGGAGUCAGGAAAGACGACGCAACGAUGAAAGGGAGAAUAAGAAGCGAGGAACGUCCAGGGAUAAGGAACGUAGAACAAGAAGCCCAGACAGAAAUAAGUCGAGAGACUCCCACAGAGGCAGGCGCUCCAGAAGCAAGAGUAGUAAGAGAGAGCGCAGCAAAGAUCGGUCCUCUCGUAGGAGGGACAGGGAGUCUGACAACCAGAGGAGACGACGAAGCAGCAGCUCCGACAGCGACAGAGACGACAAAAGGAAGGGUCAGAAGAGUCCAGAUUCCAAGCGCAGAGAAGCAAACCGUACCUCCAGAUCCAAAGACAGAAGAAGCCCGGCCAAACCCAGACCAGAUAGUACAAAGGGCAGAGACCGGAACAGCAGCAAGAGGAAUAAAAGCAGCUCCAGCUCGAGCUCCGACAGCGACUGAGCCUGUGGCGACGUCCUAAUAGAAUAGAUUUUACCCCAACUACAUAUCUAGUAUGCAGCAUCAGCUUUCCAUCUAGAGUGGGACUUAUUCACAUUCCUCAUUCAGUGCAUAAAAUCCCACUAAUAUGAUUGUUUAAAAGUCAUUUUUUAAAGACAGUUAAGAACUAUGUGAAUACCACUCAAACACACAAUGGCAGACUGUAGCAUCUUGCGAGCUGUGGACAGUGAAUGGAUUGUGGAUUUGUCCCCCAUUGAAUCCAUCACACUGUUGAGGUGUAGCUGAAGCUACACAGCCAGUCUGAGGAAGGAUUUGUUUCAAUGUUAUUUAAUGCAGACUCUCUAAGUUGGGCAAAUGUCUAAUUGUCAAGUUAUUUUUUACAUCAAUCAAUCUGGACGAGAACACUUUUAAUUUCUUGCAUGCUUACCCCCCUCAUUGUUUGAUGGAAUAUGUACAUCCACUCCUUUCUUUUUGGACGUCCAUGACCUUGUACUGUAAUCCUAUUUGUUAACUGGUUUUAAAAUACCUCUUGUUUGUUUUGUAUGGAAAAAAAUGUAGAACUCUACUGCCGUGUAGGAUGAAUUAAAAGGUUCAACUUUGAUUUUAA